Messenger RNA from Oryza sativa Japonica Group (Japanese rice), 824 nucleotides. RefSeq names its product protein CYSTEINE-RICH TRANSMEMBRANE MODULE 11. NCBI's taxonomy places the organism in Eukaryota, Viridiplantae, Streptophyta, Magnoliopsida, Poales, Poaceae. The record is from RefSeq and is a predicted model, not a curated record. Gene Ontology annotation, cellular component: plasma membrane.
CGUAAGCCCUACACUCCCUAGCGCAACUUGCAACUUUGCCAGCCAUGGCGCUGCCAGCUAAAUACGCCCGCGCCGCGCUGUGUGCUUGCGUCUACUACCACUACCACUCAGCUUCUUCUUCUUCUUCUUCUUCGCGCGCGAGAGCUUGGUCUACCUAGCUAGCUAGCUGUUCUUGGGGGGAUCGAGAUGAGCGAUCCCAGGUACGCCUACCCGUACCCUUCUCAAGGUUAUUACAACCAGGGGCCGUACCAGGGGCCGCCGGUGAUGGCGCCGCCGCACGCGCAGUACCAGUACCAGUACGCGCAGCCGCCACCGCCGCCGCGGCAGCCGGGCUUCCUCGAGGGAUGCCUCGCCGCCCUCUGCUGCUGCUGCUUGCUCGACGAGUGCUGCUGCGACCCCUCCGUCAUAUUCGUCACCUGAAGACGACGACGGCGACGAGGAAGAAGAAGAUGGGAGGCUUAGCUGAUUUCGUCCAUGUUAAUAUGUCUGCAGUGUACAAGGUCGAUUAGUUGAUGCUUGGUUGUUCAGUUGCUUGUAGCUUGCCUAUCUUUGUUCAGUUGUUUUCUCCUCUAUUUUUUUUCUUUCUUCUUGCCUACUAUCUCCGUUCUAUAAAAAACUAAAUUCUGAAGUAUGAAUCUGGACUUAGGCUACGUCCGAGUUUAAAUUCGUAGCUAGAAGUUGUUUUUUUAUUGGACGGAGGGAGUAUUUACUACUACAAAUCAAUUUGUGUAUCGAUUCAGCAAUACUAUUGUGGCAGUUGUAUGAGAUGGAGAUCAUGUAUGUUUUUUUUUUGGAAGUGAGCAUGUAUGGUGGUGUUUUGAUGA